AUGUGGGUCAAACAAGUCAAUCAACAAGAUCCCACUCAAGCCAAAGUUUUACAAACACAACAACGAAAUGAUGAUGAUGAUUUAAUAAUGCAAUUAAAUGGAAUCAAUUUAAGUCAUAUUUCACGUUGUUCUUCAUUGAAUGCGACAGUUAGAUGUUUAGUUCGUACUGCAUAUGGUGAAAUAGCAUCAUUCAAUGAUUUAGCUUCAGGUGAAUUUGAUCUCAUUUUGACUUUUCUUGCUCGAAUUCAUCAAUUGAAUGUUGCAUCAGUCUUUGCAGACAGUCAAUCAAUCAAAAACUCUUUACAACAAAUGAAGCACGACGUCAACAAGAAAAAUUCCUCAACUAGAUCAUCCAUUACAGUAUCAAAACGAGGAACUUCGACAACAGUUCAACCAUCGUCAUUAUUGAAUCAAGAAGAUGAUGAUGAUGACGACAAACUUUGA
Rotaria sp. Silwood1 is the source of this 444-nucleotide messenger RNA. Lineage: Eukaryota; Metazoa; Rotifera; Eurotatoria; Philodinida; Philodinidae. The record is from the annotation of a GenBank genome assembly.